This is a messenger RNA of Podospora anserina S mat+, 444 nucleotides long. RefSeq lists its product as uncharacterized. The coding region runs from base 1 to 444 and encodes 147 amino acids. NCBI's taxonomy places the organism in Eukaryota, Fungi, Ascomycota, Sordariomycetes, Sordariales, Podosporaceae. The record is from RefSeq and is a predicted model, not a curated record. The transcript is spliced from 2 exons.
AUGAAGUUCACCACCCUCACCACCCUCGCCACCACCGCCCUCCUCACCACCGCCAAAGCCGACAUCUGGAUCUACGAAGGCACCGACCUCGGCAGCGGCGGUGAGGUCCUCUGGCUGUUCUUCCCCGGCUUCCCCCCCCCCCACAGCUGCGAAGACGUCAAGAAUACCCGGCUCAUUCUCCAAAAGUGGGACGUGAGCGAGAUCGAGGGUGUUGUUUGCGAUGGGGAUGGGUGCUAUAAUGGGAAUAUCUCGAGCGGUUGGAGUUUGAUGUUGAUGUUGGUCAUUUCACUAUUUAUAAGAAUCGGGACUGGAACUUGGUUGGGCUUGAAAGAUAAGGUUUGGGGCCACUGUCGACCGACGGAGGAGGAUGAGUAUGAUUGCCCGGCGCAGUAUCUUUCUGCCGGGCAGUUGAAGUUUAAUUGUGAGACGGAUGUUUUCCCUUGA